This is a messenger RNA of Sarcophilus harrisii (Tasmanian devil), 448 nucleotides long. It is a transcript of the gene SNX3, whose product is annotated as sorting nexin 3. Bases 131 to 448 code for a protein of 105 amino acids. The transcript is spliced from 3 exons. Gene Ontology annotation, cellular component: retromer complex; early endosome membrane. Lineage: Eukaryota; Metazoa; Chordata; Mammalia; Dasyuromorphia; Dasyuridae. Gene Ontology annotation, biological process: late endosome to Golgi transport; endocytic recycling. The record is from RefSeq and is a predicted model, not a curated record. Gene Ontology annotation, molecular function: phosphatidylinositol-3-phosphate binding.
CGGGUGGGCGGCGGCGGCGGCGGCGGAGGUGGAGGUUGAAGAAGCAGCAGCAGCGGCGGCGGCGGCUAGAGGAGGAGGAAGAGGAGGACAAGGAGGGGGAGGAGGAGGAGGAGGAGGGAGCAGCGGCGAAAUGGCGGAGACCGUAGCGGACACCCGGCGGCUGAUCACCAAACCGCAGAACCUGAAUGACGCCUACGGGCCGCCCAGCAACUUCCUCGAGAUAGACGUGAGCAACCCGCAGACUGUGGGGGUCGGCCGAGGCCGCUUCACCACCUAUGAAAUCAGGGUCAAGACAAAUCUUCCUAUUUUCAAGUUGAAGGAAUCUUCUGUGAGAAGAAGAUACAGUGAUUUUGAGUGGCUUCGAAGCGAAUUAGAAAGAGAAAGCAAGGGUUGCUGGCCAUCCAUUGGCACAGAACGAACGUUGUCUUCACAUGUUUUUACAAGAUGA